Messenger RNA from Gasterosteus aculeatus aculeatus (three-spined stickleback), 3706 nucleotides. RefSeq names its product septin 9b (gene septin9b). Gene Ontology annotation, molecular function: GTP binding. Lineage: Eukaryota; Metazoa; Chordata; Actinopteri; Perciformes; Gasterosteidae. The record is from RefSeq and is a predicted model, not a curated record.
GCACAUCAUCGAGCAGAGCGGAUCACACGGCAUUCCUGCAUCUGCCCUGCCCGCAGUCACACAGUGUCAUCAACAAAUACAAGUGCGGGGGAAAAACCGACACCAACAAAGUCAACUCCGACCGGCCGACUCCACGGAACCGCGCGAGCGAGUAGAACGGCUGCAGGACCAAAGCGUUGACCCAACGACCGAGGGAACUGGACCAGUGACAGAACCAGAGCAUGAAGAAGACUGCAAAUUCAGCUCUGAAGAGGUCCUUUGAGGUGGAGGAUGUCGACACCUCAUCGCACUUGUCACCCGGCUCCCGUCGGACAACCAACUCCCCCCACCGCAACACCGCCAUGUCCCCCACCAGCAUCUACUACCGUGACUUGGGCACCGCCAGCUCCACCGCCGCCACCUCUGCCAACAACAACAACCUCAACUUCUCCCAACCCCGCUCCAUCAUGGGGGGAGGGGGCUCCAAGACCCCCGAGCCUGUGUCACGGCGCUCCGAACUCUCCAUCGACAUCUCCUCCUCUUCCUCCUCCAGCAAGCAGGUGGACAACGUCACCAGCCCCGCUUCCGUGCGCUUUGCGGCCAACAGCGCUCUGAAGCGCCCAGAGGUCCUGGGCCACUCCAAGACGCCCGAGACGAGCCACAAGAGGGAGGUCACGUUCGCCAAGGCGUCUUCCGAGUCCCCGGUGAUCCGCCGCAACGAGGGCAACUACAACAACAACGGCACCAGCCGGACCGCCGAGCAGAAUCACGCUCGCAAGUUGGAGCCUACGGCCCCCGGAGACGUCCGCAAGCCCGACAUCAGCAUCACCAGAGCUCCCCCAGAAAACAACGGCCACCACCUUCCUGUGCACCACCCGCACCACCCCAAUCCUCACCACAACUCCAUCGUUACCACCUUCCGCUCCUCCUCGCCCAGUCACGGCCGUAAAUCCCCCAACCCUGACAGGUCAGAGGUCAGUCUUAGCCACAGCAACAUGUCGGAGUCCGCCAAGCCCCACCACCUUACCCCUCAAGGUAAGGGGGAGAAGACCCAUGGCAGCGACUUCAGCUACGUGGGCAUUGAUGCCAUCUUGGAACAGAUGAGGAGGAAGGCCAUGAAGCAAGGCUUCGAGCUCAACAUCAUGGUCGUGGGGCAAAGCGGCCUGGGGAAGUCCACUCUGAUGAACACCCUCUUCAAAUCGAAGGUCAGCCGUAAGUCUGUGCAGCCAAAUCCGGAGGAGAGGAUCCCCAAGACCAUCGAGAUCAAGUCCAUCAGUCACGACAUAGAGGAGAAAGGAGUGAGGAUGAAGCUGACGGUGAUCGACACUCCGGGCUUCGGGGAUCAGAUCAACAAUGAAAACUGCUGGCAGCCCAUUAUGAAGUUCAUCAAUGACCAGUAUGAAGCCUACCUGCAGGAAGAAGUCAACAUCAACAGGAAGAAGAGGAUCCCGGACUCCAGGGUGCACUGCUGCAUAUACUUCAUCCCCCCCACAGGACACUGUCUGAGGCCUCUCGAUGUGGAGUUCAUGAGGCGCCUGAGCAAGGUGGUCAACAUCGUCCCCGUCAUCGCCAAGGCCGACACACUCACCCUGGAGGAGAGGGACGACUUUAAAGAGACGAUUAGGGAAGAGCUGCGAGCAAACGGAAUCGACGUUUACCCCCAGAAAGAGUUUGACGAGGACGCAGACGACCGGAAGAUCAAUGACAAAAUCCGGGAGAUGAUCCCGUUCGCUGUUGUGGGCAGUGACCAGGAGUACCAGGUGAACGGAAAGAAGAUUCUGGGAAGGAAAACGAAAUGGGGCACCAUAGAGGUUGAGAAUAUCGCACACUGUGAGUUUGCUUACCUGCGAGACCUCCUCAUCAGGACACACAUGGAGAACAUCAAGGACAUCACAGGCAGCAUCCACUACGAGACGUAUCGCGUCCGCCGGUUAAACGAGUCCAACGGCCACUUCGUCUCGCAGCAGUGCGAGCGCCCGGCGGCGCAGCCGAAGGCCAACGGUCAGCCCGAGGAGCAGCAGCCCGGCGGCCCCCCGCAGGCCAACGGGGUCGCCGCUCCGCACGAAGCCCGGUCCCACGAGAUGUAGAGUCCGCGCAGCAUGUCAGGACGCAGCCGCCCAAGUGUUCUGUUUGCAUGAACGUGCACACGCACACACUCUCAUGCUGUGAAGCCUGUCUUUUUGUUACCUAGAAGGAAUAACUACCACAACCGCAGGAAGCUCCACACAUCAGUCAGAGUAAAUCUUUUCCCCUCUUUUUGUCCCUUCCAUGAAAAAGGUUUUUUUUCGAGAGAUCCACAUCGGGACAAGGGCUUUUAACCCCCCCCCCCCCCCCCCCCCCCCAUCCCCCAUUGUGACUGCACAAUGCAACAUAUAUUCACAUUUGUUUACAAGAAUACACCGUGAAAGAUGGCGUGUGAUGGAUAAUCAAGAGUAAAUCUAUCAAUGUUUCAUGUAUGUAUGUAUGUAUUGCGGCGAGUCAAAUGAAAGUGAAAAGUCAGUGAAACAAUGAACAAUAUUUGGAUCUGAAUCACAAUACCUUUGCAGGAUCUUGGGUUUAGCCGUUGGGGAUUGUCCCGACGAGGAGAACUGGCAUGAUUCUAAAUGAAGUACAGCAUAUCCGACAACACAUUAGCUCUAAGUAACUGUUUGUGCCAAUGGUCUGGUGUGCUUUGUGUUUUGGUGUAUAGUUUUGUAGAGAAACUAUGGUUAAGUAUGGAUAUUUAGAUUACGUUCAUAGCAUCACGGAGAAGGUAAAUACAUUUUUGACACCUCCGCACUGCAAGAUGAUACUAGAAGACAAAGCCGUGGCAGUGUGGAGCAGCUUUGUAAGAAUUAGUCCCCAUUUCCAUUUUCUCAGUCGUGUUAUGUUUUUAAAAAUGUCUUUUUGCCAACCCCCCCCCCCACUUCGUCUCUUUCUAUAUAAUGCCAAUGUUGUGUAAUACGGUAAUGCCUUGCCUUUUACAUUUACUAUAGUAUUUUUAUUGCUGUUCAUAUUCUAAUGUGAUUGGAUAGAAUGGGACUGUUGGAGGUAUCUGUGCAACUGUUUUGUCCAUUUUUAUCCAUACCAAAUAAAAGUUGUUUUUUUCUGUUCUAAAGAGAAGCACAUACAAUAUAAAGAGUGGAUUUAUGAAUAGAUAUUUAUGUGUAUGUUAAGUGUAAUCCGUUCAAUUCAACUUUCAUUGCAGCUUAGGGCUUUCAGAGGUUUGUUGCAGGUCUCUACCAGUCAUUAUCUUUUAGCUUUAGACUUAUUUGUUUUUAGUGGCCUGCAUUUUUACACCACGUUGUACCCUGUUGGUCCGGCUUAUAACUGGCACCACAGUGCAAAAGAUGUAUAUAUUUAUACAUAACCAACCGAUUCUGCAAAAACUAAUAACAGGGAUAUUUACCAGAUCAUAAGGAAGGAAUCAAAAUAACACCUUGAAACAAAUGUGCACAUUAAUACAAACUCAUGGGAUAAUUUUUAGAAGCUAAAUCCAAAUUUUGAACAUUAUCAUACAUUUUCUAACACAAAUAACCAAGUGUGCACUCUCUAAAAUAUGUUACAUACAGAGAGAAUACUUUCCAACAACCAAGAGAACUAUAGUCUUUACUGCGGAGAAAGUUAUUGGGUUACACCUUGUCUACUGUUGUAAAGUUCUUGUGUAAUUUGUUAUGGUAUCAUGGAUUAAGGUUCUAUCUUUGAUAUGUUAUCUUAAAGAAUAAAGAUGGAUAUUUUUAUUGUUAAA